AUGCCAGAUCCAGAUCCAGAUCCAGACCCAAAACCGAAGCCGAAGCCAUCCCCCAACGUCCCAGUGGAACCUCGCAACCACCUACUCUUCGACGCUUGGAACUCCUCCUCAACCGGGCAUCAACGCGCCGAGAAUCCGUAUUCAGGCACGACAGCCUGGCGGGAGACGCGCUCCCGCAAGCUCUCCUCCCAAUUCCGGAGCGGGGACUGCUUGCCUAAUAAAUCGGAAACGCAGCAGUCGGCCACAGGGAAGGGGGAGUGGAGGUGGGUUUCUGAUGAGGAUGCCCGGCGGAGCCAGUUGGGAGUGAGAGAUAUUCGAAAUUAUAUGGGGGUGGGCAAGAGGAAGGCCGAUACUGGAGCUGGAGAGAAUCACAAGAAGGCGAAGGUGGAGGAGGAUGGAAAGGAGAACUCGCCAUCAACAAUACCAGCAGACUCCCAGCAGGACGCCACGGACUCGGAAUUGAACAUCUUCUCUUCACAUAUACAUAAUAAUACAGUGGACGCGAAUGCCACCUCAUCUUCAACUUCAACACCACGCUCGUCAGACCAAUCCCCAAAACAAAAAUCAACCGUCUUCACGGGAACAACAAUCUACAUAAACGGCUCGACCCUCCCCCAAAUCUCAGACCACAAACUCAAGCACCUGCUCGUCGCGCACGGCGCCAACAUUUCCAUUAACAUGGCGCGGAAAAGCGUGACUCAUGUUAUUGUCGGACAGCCGAACACAGGCGCUGGACUAGGUGCAGGAGGAGGCCUUUCAGCACGGAAACUUCAACAAGAGAUUGCGAGGGGUGGGUGGAAGGGUGUUAAGAUUGUUAGUGUUGAGUGGGUGCUGGAGAGUAUCAAGGCCGAGCGCCGACUAUCUGAAUCAAGAUUCGCUGUUGUGCAUGUUGCGGCGAAGGGGCAGAGGAGUGUACGGGGGAUGUUUGGGGGAUAG
This is a messenger RNA of Penicillium riverlandense, 936 nucleotides long. RefSeq lists its product as uncharacterized. NCBI's taxonomy places the organism in Eukaryota, Fungi, Ascomycota, Eurotiomycetes, Eurotiales, Aspergillaceae. The transcript is spliced from 2 exons. The record is from RefSeq and is a predicted model, not a curated record. The coding region runs from base 1 to 936 and encodes 311 amino acids.